Molecule: messenger RNA, 3996 nt
Organism: Hydra vulgaris (swiftwater hydra)
Lineage: Eukaryota; Metazoa; Cnidaria; Hydrozoa; Anthoathecata; Hydridae
Source: RefSeq, a predicted model, not a curated record
UAAAGAUUUACGAAUAGCAGUGGAAAUGAUAGCCGUACCAAGUUUAGAGACUGUUGCUGAGGUCCAUCUAGAAGUUAUAGCUGGAGCUAUUGGGACCUUGAAUGGAUACAGAAAAUUAGAGGAGCAAUGUGGAGUUCUUGCUAAUCGAACAAUUUUACUUCGCCUUCUUUCACGAAUCGGAGGGUCAUCCAUUAAAGAUACUUCUAAGAAUCUAUUGAAAAGACUUUUUACAAAUUUUGUCAUGUCUCAUUUGAGUAUGGAUGGUAAAGGUUCUCUUAAAAAGCUUCCGUUUAGAGACUCUGCUCUGUGUCAACUUGUUGUUGAGAAUGCUGUAAAAAUGCAAAAAAUAGAAAUGCUGUCGUUUUACAUAUAUGUGUAAUAAAAGAAAAUUUCAAAAUUGAUUUUCUUUUACGAACGUAGGCAGAUGAUUUUAAUUUUUACAUUUUUGGAAUCCCAUGGUCAUAAGCUUUCACAGGAAUGUUGCGGUUUUCUAGGGUGCGGACUGAACAGUUAUCUCCUAUUUUUGAUAAGACUGUCAUACCAUAAUAUCAACAUCCACAUUAGUACAACAGUCCCCCAAAAAAAUUGAACAUAAAAGUAUUGAUCGAGAUUGUUUGGAAGAAAGAAAAAAUUAUUAUUUGAAACCGGGCGUAUCUACAUCAAAGAAAGAACCAAUCUUUGGGAAUAAAAUUGCUAAAAACAGAAAGUCUAUUGCAGGAUGCCGUAUUGUCUGAAAAUUCAUUAUAUUUGUUGGAGGAGUUUGUAAUUCCAUAUUAGAAGCUCUUUUGUUUAACUACAUAAAGAAAGAAAUAGGCGUUGAGCCGAUUGGUGUCACACUCAACCGGGAAAAUAAAUAUAACCACUCUUUCAAAUUAACCAUAAAAAGUAAUAAAAAACACAUAGUCCUAAAACCGGAAGUUUGGGACCACAAUAUUAUUGUUAAACAGUUUCGAAAUCCUCGUGAAAAUCUAGGAACUGAAAUGAACCAAUCUAACAUCGUAAAUCAAUCGAAUGUGGAACAUCAACUUUACGCAGCUCGUGCCAUGUCUCUAAAUCAGAAAUCACAACGGAUGAACGCGCAAUAAAUUCAAGUAGUUGUAGUUUAGUCUCUGUGCGCAUAACUGUCAGAGUCUUAAAUCAAACUUAUGCUAUAUUUCUACCUUAAUUAACUCAUUUGAUAUAAUUUUUCUAUCUGAGCACUGGCUCUCAAAUGUCGAACAGUUUGUUUUAUAUAACCUAUCAGCUCCAACACAUCAGUUAUUUUUUCUUUCUGCUGAAAAGAAAAAAUAUGAAAGACCUUUGGGGGAAAAACUUACUGCUUUCUCUUCACGAAAUACACGAAGAUGAACACAUUCUUGCAAUAAAAGGUGCAUAUGGCAACAGUGUUUUUAUUUUUAUUGGAGUUUAUCUUACUUCAUGCAGAAAUACUUCUGAAUCAUUAGAAAAAUAUCUGUCUCAACUUAGUGUAAUUGCUUCCAUCAUUAACACAAACGAGGAUAAAGGAGAGUUUAUAAUUGCCGGCGAUUUUCAGUCAUUUCCUGAAAAUAUAUAUGACACGGAAGUUCGGAAUAACCAAACACAAAACAAAUUUUUUAGGCAUUUAUCAAAUUUUCUUGAAACAAACAAGCUUUCUUUUUUGGAAAUAAUUAGUGGUUCUGGUCCUACUUAUACCUAUAAGCAUAAAACGCUAAAUAAUUCAUCUUACAUUGAUCACAUAGCAGUCUUAAAAGAAUCAUCAAUAUGCUUUACAAACUGUAAAAUUAUUCCUCCUUCACCCAUUGCUACACAUAUUCAUCUUAAAAAUAACAGUUUAACUCCAGUUAUAAAUAAUAUACUUAAAAAAUACAAUACAACUUUAUUGAAAUUUAUAAUCGGAACCUCUCUCACUUCUUCAAAGAUUUUGCUUUUAUUGGAGAAGCAAUAGAAAAACAAACUCAAACAACAUGCGAAAAAAUAAAUAAUGCUGCCAUUUUAGCUAUGAAAAAAUGUUUUCAAAAAAAAGAAUUUUGCAUUUAUUCUAAAUCAUGGUAGACACCGGAAGUUAAAUUGUGCAAAGACAUUCUCUCUUUCCACUUUAAAGAAUGAUAAAAAUGUAACUAUAACAAAUCGCAGGAAUCCAUUUCAUUUAAUAAAUACAUACUAGCUUGUAAAAAUUUUCGUAAAACAGUAAAAACAGCUCAUAACCUAGAAAUCAAUAAAAUUACCAAACACAAUGAAUACCUUUGAAAAAGUAAUCCUCAAAAGUUGUGGAACAAUAUCCGAAAAAUCAAAUCUAGUCCGAACACUCGUAUUUUUACGAUAAAUAAGAAACAAGAUGGAAAGGAAAUUGUAGAAAAAUUUAGACAAAAAUUUAAUACAAUUCUCAACACUCCCACAAUUACUAACAACAAUUCCGAACACCGCAAUAUUCCCCAACUUAUAUUUGAACCUAAUAAAAUACUCUUGUCAACUUCUGACAUUGAAUCUUUUAUUCGUAAGGUAAAGUCUAACAGAUCACGUGACUCUUGUGGAAUUACUGCAGAACAUCUUAAAUGCUCCUCUAAUAACAAUCUCGUUACAUGGCUUUCAAAGUUUUAUAACAGUAUCUUUAAUAAUGGAGUUGUGCCUGAAUACUUAUCAAAUUCCAUAAUUAUUCCAAUAGUAAAAUCCUAUAAAAAAUCUCUUUAUAAUUCAGAUAACUAAUGCGGUAUUAGUAUUACACGCAAUGUCAAAACCUCUAUAUCAAAUUAAAUACAGAAAAAACCGAGUUCAUUAUCUCCGGUAAAAGUUUAGUCACAAAAAACAUAAUACAAAUUAACGGUUUUUCUUGAAACUCAAUAAUAAACUGAAACACCUCGGAUUCUUAUGGAAAACCAAGGCCAUGGACAAAAUAUAGCUACAAUCCAAUAAGCAAAUAUAAACGAAAGAAUAAUUCAAUUUCAAUCAAUCUCCAGAGUUCUUAUAAAAUCUGGAAUUCGUUUUUGUCAACCAGUGACUAUAGUGCAUUUGUUCAAAUCUCAGGCUAUACCAAAUCUAUCAUAUGGAUUAGAAAUUUGUGAUUAUAGCAAUACUUAAAUAAAUUAGACGCUGUUGGAAGAUCAGCAUUAAAAUUUCUCUUUAGUAUUUCAAAACACAGCAAAAGCUAUCUGUUUUAAAAUCGAUGACGUAUCUACCAUCUUUGUUCAAAACAAAUUGAAUCUGUUUGUCAGAUUAUUGAGCAAUCCGACUUGUCUUACCUUGAUUUUAAAUCAAAUAUCUAAUGUUAAUAAGGAAAACCGCGGCGCUCUAUGAUAAGACCGUAAGGACUUCUGUGAGCGCUUAAAUACAUACAAAAAAAAAACUGCUUUAUUAAAGAAAUAAUGAAAAUUUGCAACCGCCUGGAACUAAGCUUCAUGCAGUGUUUUAUUAAGGAGGGAAAAAUCAUUAUCAAACGUCGUAACGAUGACGUAGAAGAUAAUUUAGCAGAAAUUUUAAACCAGUCCUUUGAAUUCUGGAACAUCAGAGAGUAGAGAAUGAUAUUCAAAAAUUUAAUGGAAGAAAGCAUUCCAAGAAGAAUCUAAAUUAGAAUUUUAACUUAGAGUAUAAACUAUUAGUUUUAUGACUACUGUAUUUUUUACCUGUAAUUUUGGGCGAUGAAAGAAUAAAUAAAAAAAUAAAUAAUAUAAAUGAAUAAACAUGCAUAAAAAUGAAUAGACGCACAUAUAAGAAUAACUGUGAAAUAAAUAGUUGUACAUAAUUAUAAAGCCACAAGUAAAGCAGUCUCUCUUUUCAUAUUCACAUAGCGACACAAACAAAAGUUCAAUGUUCCACCGUGCCGGCAUGUCGAUCCUGCGCUAUCCUCCCGAUUCACCGUGAUCGCACAACUUAGACCAACAUUUCCGUCAACGCCGUUAUUUGUUUUACUUCCAUAUCCAGUAAGUCUAUGUGCCGCAGUCGGCGAAGUUUCGUCCUUUGAACUCAAUACUUUAGUCUAUAAAGAGAAGGAAAUGUAAAACCCCACCUCUUCUAAGAAUUAAU